CAGCAGAGGGAGGGGGGGAGAAGGCAGGGGAAAGGAAGCAGCGGAGUCCUCCAGCUGAUCUUCAACUUGCAAGUGUUUCUGUAAUAGCCAUCAAUGAAAGCAUUUCCUUAUACCCACGCAGAGACAGGUAAAAGACAGCUGAGUAAAUCAGCAUUAGGUGAAACAGGAAGCUGGGAAGGAGGGCGUGAGAGGGAGGGCAGACAGGGUGGACGUUGGAAAGCCUGCCAUUGGUGAGCUUACGGAGGCAUCUGCCAGUGGGACUUCAGUGGAAUGUGAAACCAAGUCAUUUUCAAGUUAAAGAUAGACACAGUGGACACAGAGGAUCCAGAGCCGGGUUUCAAGCUCCCAUCUCUCCCUAGAUUUUAGUGUUCUCGGCAGUAAAUAACAAUUGAGCAAAAGUUUAUUCUCUCAGUAUGCUCUGAGUCUACUGGAAUUCAAAGGGCUUAAGAGAUCAUGUGGUGCAUCCUCUAGGAUAAAUAGGACUUACCAGUCCCUGAAUGAAGCACUUGGGAAGUCUUCAAAUGCCAUAAUCAACUGCCAUUUCUAAGAAAAGAAAAUAGAUGGUUCUGGUGAGUUCAUGCUGCUGCUUCACUGAAUUUUAGAAUGAUUGAAGAUAGUGGGAAAAGAGGAAAUACCAUGGCAGAAAGAAGACAACUGUUUGCAGAGAUGAGGGCUCAAGAUCUGGAUCGCAUCCGGCUCUCCACCUACAGAACAGCAUGUAAGCUGAGAUUUGUGCAGAAGAAAUGCAAUUUACACCUGGUGGACAUUUGGAACAUCAUAGAAGCCUUGCGGGAAAAUGCUCUGAACAACUUGGACCCAAACAUAGAACUCAACGUGGCCCGCUUAGAGGCCGUGCUCUCCACCAUUUUUUACCAGCUCAACAAACGGAUGCCAACCACUCACCAAAUCCACGUGGAACAAUCCAUUAGCCUCCUGCUGAACUUCCUGCUUGCUGCCUUUGACCCGGAAGGCCAUGGUAAAAUUUCGGUAUUUGCUGUCAAAAUGGCUUUAGCCACAUUGUGUGGAGGGAAGAUCAUGGACAAGUUAAGAUAUAUUUUCUCAAUGAUUUCUGACUCCAGUGGUGUGAUGGUAUAUGGACGAUAUGACCAAUUCCUUCGGGAAGUUCUCAAGCUGCCCACAGCAGUUUUUGAAGGUCCCUCAUUUGGUUAUACAGAACAAUCAGCUAGAUCUUGUUUCUCACAACAGAAAAAAGUCACAUUAAAUGGUUUUUUGGACACGCUGAUGUCAGACCCUCCCCCACAGUGUCUGGUCUGGUUGCCUCUCCUGCAUCGUCUGGCAAAUGUUGAAAAUGUCUUCCACCCAGUUGAGUGUUCUUACUGCCACAGUGAAAGUAUGAUGGGAUUUCGCUACCGAUGCCAACAAUGUCACAAUUACCAGCUCUGUCAGGACUGCUUCUGGAGGGGCCAUGCAGGAGGUUCCCAUAGCAACCAGCACCAAAUGAAAGAGUACACAUCAUGGAAAUCACCUGCUAAGAAGUUAACGAAUGCAUUAAGCAAGUCCCUGAGUUGUGCUUCCAGCCGUGAACCUUUGCACCCCAUGUUUCCGGACCAACCUGAGAAGCCGCUCAACUUGGCUCACAUCGUGCCUCCCAGACCUGUAACCAGCAUGAACGACACACUGUUCUCCCACUCUGUGCCCUCCUCAGGAAGUCCCUUUAUCACCAGGAGGUUAUCUGGGGAAAUAAUUACAUCCAACCCCAUGGCUGAAGAGCAUUUGUUCAUAAAGCUGUAUGUAGACCAGCCUGAUCACCAUGCUGGCUCUCCUCCCAAGGACAGUGAAGUAGAGCAGAACAAAAUGCUGGCUAGGGCUGCUCCAGCUUUUCUGCAGGGCAAAGGGAUACAAUACAGCCUGAAUGUAGCUGACAGGCUAGCUGAUGAACAUGUGCUCAUCGGGCUGUAUGUCAACAUGCUCCGGAACAACCCAUCAUGUAUGCUUGAGAGUUCAAACCGACUUGAUGAAGAACACAGGCUGAUCGCCAGGUACGCGGCAAGACUGGCAGCAGAAUCCUCCUCGUCUCAGCCAACACAGCAGAGAGGCGCUCCUGACAUCUCCUUCACCAUUGAUGCAAAUAAGCAACAAAGACAGCUGAUUGCAGAACUAGAAAAUAAGAACAGAGAAAUCUUACAGGAGAUCCAGAGGCUGCGGCUAGAGCAUGAACAAGCUUCUCAGCCAACACCGGAGAAAGCACAGCAGAACCCCACCCUGCUGGCAGAACUCCGGCUUCUCAGACAGCGCAAGGAUGAGCUAGAACAGAGAAUGUCUGCUCUCCAGGAGAGCCGGAGAGAGCUAAUGGUCCAGUUAGAAGGCCUCAUGAAACUACUAAAGACCCAGGGGGCAGGCUCUCCUCGCUCCUCCCCCAGCCACACCAUCAGCAGACCAAUCCCCAUGCCCAUCCGCUCAGCGUCAGCCUGCUCCACUCCUACGCACACUCCUCAAGACUCUCUCACUGGGGUAGGGGGAGAUGUGCAAGAGGCGUUUGCACAAAGUUCAAGAAGGAAUUUAAGGAAUGAUUUGCUAGUGGCCGCAGAUUCCAUCACUAACACCAUGUCCUCUCUGGUGAAAGAGCUGAACUCCGAGGUGGGGAGUGAAUCAGAGAGUAAUGUGGAUUCAGAGUUUGCACGGACUCAAUUUGAAGAUCUGGUUCCAUCACCAACCUCUGAAAAGGCUUUUCUAGCCCAAAUCCAUGCCCGAAAACCCGGGUACAUUCAUGGUGGAGCUACCACAAGCACCAUGCGCAGUGACAUGGUGACAGAAGACGGAGACGCCUAUGUGCGGCCUGAGGAUGAGAACUAUGAGAACGAUUCUGUCCGGCAGCUGGAGAAUGAGCUGAAGAUGGAGGAGUACCUGAAACAGAAGCUGCAGGACGAGGCCUAUCAGGUCAGCUUGCAAGGUUGAAUGCAAUGUCCUUUUAUCACUCUCCUCUCAAGCAAGCUAUAGUCAGACAGAUGAUGACAUAACAUGAGAGCUGGAGGUGAUGGAGAGCCCUGUAUCCACACAGAGGAGGACAGCAGCCUGGCAGCGGCCUCACCCUCGCUGGAGAGAGGAGCCACCACACCCCGCAGCUCCUGGCGAACCCCCAUCCCUUAAGAUGUGUUCUGAUGCCUGUAGUGCAGCUAACUUUUCAUUCUUGGAUUUGUAGUUCUUAACUGUGUGUUUUAGAAAGGGGGGUGGGAGGGGGGUGCAGAACAAGACUUCUGUUCCAAGCUAAUUUAUCAGCUCCAUCUUCUGUAACAUGGCUCAUCCCUGGUUCAAAACAAACAAACACAGGCUGAGAACCCACACUGCUGUUACACACGGUGGCAGUAUUAACAAGCAUUUCCAACCUUGUACAUGAUCGUGAACCUGUCCAGUUUACAAAGACAAUAUUAACACAGUUUAUAGUUAGACAUUUGAUUUCUGGAUUCUUUAGAAUUGUAGUGAACCAAUUUACUACUCUAUACAAUGUUUUUUUAACAGCAAUUAGAGAGAGGGGGAGAGAGAGAAAGCCACUAGCAAUUAUUCACUCAUCCUGAAAGAGUUGGUUCCUGAGUGUUUAGACUCAGAGCCCAGAAGCCAGGAAGGGAGGGGUCCCUGGCCUGCAGUUGACUGCAAGUCUCUCUGAGCAGGGACUUGAGCCAACCACCAGGAAUAACCCAUUCUUUGGGGCUUCUUUCCAAUGUAGGGUUGGUUCCUUUCAAGAUCCUCUUAACAAGUCAGCCAUAGAACUUAGUGUAAAUAUUUUUUUCCAAAUAGAUAUCAUAUUCAAAAACAAAAAAGAGACAGCAUUCAAAUUAUAUAGACUCUAGUUUUUAAAAUCAGCACAGAUCUUCUUAAAACUGUGAAGUAUGUUUUGAAAUACUCGUUACUAAAGCUGUUUAUAAACCACAGGUGCCAUAAGAUCCCCAAAUGGACUAAAGUAAUCGAUGCUCUUCCAUGGUCUUGUUCCCCUCAUGUUAGCUUUAGGAAGCAUGUCAUUCACCACACUUCUCAUUCACACGUCCCCCUGUCAGGUUAUUUGGAGGCCUUCAGCUUUAAAUAUACAGGCUUAAAGUGCGCUUGCAAACCGUCUGCUCUCCUUUUAUUUCUGAAUGUGGAUUGCCUUAGCUGGCCACCUCGUGUUCUGCAUGCAGCUUUGUGUGGUCAGAUGAAAGGAGACAAGCUCUUCUCCACUGAGUUGGAUUCUUGCACUCAGUGACAAGCAACUGUCAAAGACAAGAGAAUAAAAGACUCUGUGGAUGGUCCUUUAGACAGAACCACUAAAGAACCACUCUUAGGGAUUCUGGGGAAAAUGGAAACGUAAUCAUUUGUUUCAAGGUAUGAUAUGGAGAAAAAAAGAAAAGCUUGCGGUAUAUUUACCUAUUGGAUAUGUUAUAUUUAAAUGUGCAGCUUCUCUGGAAUUCCUUGUGUUUGUUUAAAAGAAUGAACAUCACUGGAGAACAAUGGUUCUCCAAAUAUGGUCCCCACACCUGCACCAUACAGCAUCAUCUCGGGAUGUGUUAGAAAUACAGAUUCUUACACAUUAACCCAGGCCUACUGAAUCAGAAACUCUGGGACUUGGGCCUAGCCAUCUGUGUUUUGUGUUAAUUAGCUCUCCCAAUGAUUCUGAGCCUUGCUAAAAAAAAAAUUGACUGCUCUAGAAUAAGGGUAUACAAUAAAGUCUCUAAAAAGGCUUUAUUUGGAAUAAGUAAGAAAGAAUCUAAGUCAACCUCAGAGCUUUAGCAACUCAAUUUUGCUGAAGGGUGGCAGUUUUUUGAAGGGUGACAGCUGGGAGCAGCUCUCACAUCUUCAAAUACCGUCAGAUGUUCAUGCCUCUGUAUCUGAUUAGAAGCCAUGUCCUGGGCUUACCUUUGGAAUUAAAUCACGUGGAAAUAACAAAGUACUUGAUGGGCAUCAGAAAGGACCCCAUGCCAACCCUGGAUAUACUUAAUCAUACUCCCCUCCAGAGAACCCACCUAACAAAUAAAUGUCCCUGAACACAGGCUAGCACCAAAGUGGCACAACUGCACUGUUCUCUGAUUUCUUUGCACAGGUGGAUUUUAUUGCGGGUUUUAUUUGAUAUGUCUUAAUGUUCAUCUCUCUUCCACUGCCCAUCCUCUGUGAACCCAUGCCUCUGUAGAUGGAUCAGGUGGCCAUUGGUGCCUCACAUUUAAUACUGAAAAACCACUACAUCUCAACUACCUUUAUUGCUGUCAGCUCAAAAUCAGAGCCAGGGAGUUCCUGAAUUCAGAACUCAUACCCCAUAAAUGCCCCUCAGCUACUAACUGGACUGAGCUGAUCUGUGUUGUGUCUUUGUGUUUCUAUAUCCAAAUGUGAGUCUAAGGUUUGAACCGAUCUACUGAAAACCCUCUCCCUGGCCAUAGCAUUCAUUACCAGCCAAUUCUACCACUUGGUCAUUGGUAUGUACCAUUGUACAAAAUGAUUGCCAGGACUCUGAUACAGCCACCAAUGACCAGCUUCUCACUAACCAGCCACCUUUUCUUUCUCUUAGCUCCACGUCAGCACAGAGACCAGACUCAAGCACCCUUGCCCUGUAAUCGAGACAAAAUGGCGUGUGUCGUUUUGGGUUUUUGUGGCUGUAGGUGGAUUGCUUUCCUUGGCUCUUCAAAUGUACUUUUGGGGCUUGUUCUAAGUACAAACCCAGCAGGUUUCAUCUGUCUUGUCCAUUAGAUGCAACUUCAUCUUACAAGGGUACUUUUUUUUUCUUAUUCCACAAUAAACUGCAUAUCUGUCUCCAUCAGAGCUGAUGGCCUUUUAAUGAGCACUGGUCUAACAUAGCCAGCCCUCCCCCACACCACCACAUUCAUGAAGGAGGGUGGAAUCUACCAUAUAGGAUUCAGGAAUCAGUUGUGGUUGGUCAGGACGGAAGUUGGGGUAAGUUUGGUUGGUUAGAGGGAGAUUUCUGGAGAUUAGGAAAAUGGAUUUGUGUAUGAUCUACUAUAAGGCAGGGAAGGUUCAUUUGUAAGUAGUAAUGUGAACUGAAUUGCAUUAAGAGUGUGGCCUUUGUCGUGAUAUAGUAUGUAUUUUCUUAUAUGCAUGAGCCAAAGUGUUGCAACAUAAUUUAGCACUGAUGUCUGCUUUGAUUUUGAUCAUCUUCGUCCACUCUUAUUAGUUCUUGGCUGUUAACUGUAGAUAGAUCUUGGAAACCCAGCAGCCUUGAGUUGCUGUAGUCACCUGAUUCAAUACCACACAAGGAGCCACAAAAAAAUUAAUUAAUUAAAACUCCACUAUGUCCGCCAUAGAAAGGACAUCUUUGCUUUGGAACCAAAAAAGAAGGAAAAAAAUCAGUAGCAUUACAUCUUGUUGGCUAGUUAACUUCAGACAUAUGUAAUUAUGACUACUGUAAUUUGACACCAUUUGAAAUAAGCAAUUCAGAAACACUAAAGAUUUCACAAUAUUCAUUGGUAUUGUAAUAAAACUAUUGUAUGGGCUUUUUGUAUUGUUGUUAAGUAUUGUUUUGUGUGUGUGUAUGCGUGUGUUUGUGUGUGUGUAUGUGUGUGUAUGUGUGUAUGUUGGAACCUCCUGGGGACAUGUUAUAUUUUGAAGUGAUUAAACUAUUUAAUUGUGUGUCUAUAUUUUGGAAUGGAAUUAUUUCUUCAUUAAAAAUGUUUUUUAAAACACUA
Perognathus longimembris pacificus (Pacific pocket mouse) is the source of this 6620-nucleotide messenger RNA. RefSeq names its product dystrobrevin alpha (gene Dtna). Gene Ontology annotation, cellular component: synapse; plasma membrane. NCBI's taxonomy places the organism in Eukaryota, Metazoa, Chordata, Mammalia, Rodentia, Heteromyidae. Gene Ontology annotation, molecular function: zinc ion binding. The record is from RefSeq and is a predicted model, not a curated record. Gene Ontology annotation, biological process: synaptic signaling. The transcript is spliced from 25 exons. The coding region runs from base 604 to 2916 and encodes 770 amino acids.